GCUCUUUUGAAAGAAAGAGAGAGAAACUAUGAUUUUAGAGAAGGAUUAUUAAAGGUAGCAUAAUUCUCCUUCCUUUUCCUCCUUACUCCUUACUAAUAAUUUAUAUAGUAGUUAGUUUUAUAAUACGAUCAUGUAUUCUUAGACUUGUAGAUUUGACAAAAGCUCAAGGCUAUUAACAAAUUCAGUGUACUUCUCAAUCAUGAAAGAUUUUUCAUAAGGAAACAAAGGGAUCAUAGCCAAGUCUGACAUACGCGUGCUUCAUGAUAAGAAACGAUAGAUGUCCGAUGGUCAGUCGAAAAAAUUGCAAUUUAUUUGUUGUUAGUGAUAUUGUUGAAAAAUCAAGGUUUACGAAAUUAAAUCAGGGUGUAAUUUGUAACUCGGUUUCGACACGGUAGUGCAAAUAAAAACUAAAAGUCAGAGAUAUCCGAAUUCGUCCCUGUACCUCAGUACCUCAGUACCUCGUAUUUUUGCUACCUGUAUUUUCAAUUGAACAAAGCCUGUAUUUUAAUAGUUUUCUUAUUCUACCAGUUCGUCUUUACGAGUGAAGAAGUCGAUUGUAUAUUUUGCGCUAACAGCGCGAUAAAACGUGAAACGAAAAUCGGAGCGGCAGAGUUUAAAUGAAAGCUCAAAUGCGGCAUCUUCUCAGUUCUUGUGCUAAAAAACAUAGUUUACUACUAUUAAACUAUCGAAUAACAGCGGCAGAGGAAAGUGCAAUAUACGUUUGUUUUGUGCUAAGAAUCGUUUGUUGAUUUGCUUCAUGAAUUACAUUGUUGUACAUUUUCAAUGUAUCUCGAGUCCCUGAAGAGAAUCUGUCUUUAGACAGAUGUAUCAAGAACUUAGUCUGGAUGAUCAUGGAUGUUGACUACACAGUAGUCAGUUUAAAACGAUCCAGUAGUGCACCCAUGAUCAAUAAGAUCACUGCAACAAUGUCUGUAACAUCACCUUCGGCUUCUGCGCCCAGAAUUCUGGAACUGUUCCUAGGCUAACACCACGUGUAAGUCAAUUGAGGCAAGAAGAAUGUAUCGAUGUUGCUGGUCGUGAAGCAGCACAUGAGAAAGAAAUACACAGUGCCAUGCAGAUCUCUCAGUCUUGGGAAGACCUCACCAUAGAAGCAGAAGGAUUAUCCUUCAAAGAUUCAGAAUCAACUUCAUUGCAAUUUAAAAUAGAAUCGCAGCCAAUUGCUAAACGAAUUCUUGAUCCACUAAAUAUUAACUUGUCUGUAAGUGGUCCAACUACAUAUUCCUCACCAUCACCAACAAGAACUGGUUUUGGUCAGAGACAAUGCUAUUCACCUGGUGUUCAUGCAGCUACAUGGAAAAGUAAUUUAUCACCUAGUCCUACUAGAAAAGCAUUUGCAACAAGGCGGAGCCUAAGUCCUAUCGCGAUACGACCAAGUUGUUUGGCAUCGGUUAAAAGAAAAUUUGAAUUGGACGACUCUGGAAUGGAUCAAUUACAACCUCCUGUAAAACGUAUUUCUGGUUUACUAACUUCAGCCGCAUCUAGAUUGGAUGUGGCAAUAUCUAGUCUACAUCCAACUAUUAGUUCAGUUGGAACUCCAGAAUCUUGUUCCAGUCUUGACACCCUUGGCUUUUCUUUUCGACCUGUGCAUAGUCCAUCCCCUGGUCUAAGUGCUCCUUCAGUUGUUAACGAUGAUCCAUCUUCAUCUUCAUCUUCAUCUUCAUCUUCAUCUUCAUCUUCAUCUUCAUCUUCGUCUUCGUCUUCGUCUUCGUCUUCGUCUUCGUCUUCGUCU
Heterotrigona itama is the source of this 1750-nucleotide messenger RNA. NCBI's taxonomy places the organism in Eukaryota, Metazoa, Arthropoda, Insecta, Hymenoptera, Apidae. The record is from the annotation of a GenBank genome assembly.